AUGGUUGGAAAAGCUGAAUUUCGAUCACUGGGAAAACAGUCUAGUCUUCAUUCCAGGGUGGAAAGGCUGGGGCUCCUGGGCCAGUCUUGUGGAAAUGGAGUCUGUCCCCAGCUCCUCACUCACAGAAAGUUGGGAGUGCCUCGGAGAAGCGGAGCGGAACCUGUGGUGUCACAGGCUUGGUGUAGGGGCGCCCCAGGAACGCAGACAGCUCACCUGCUGCCAAAGGUUAUCAGAGAACUGGGAGCCUGGGAGCGAAAGAACUCACGAGGGAGUGAGCGCUCCGUGCGCGGCUCCUGGCGUCCUAGGAUGCUCGCACCACACCACAGUGCCUUUACUACACUGGCCUCCUGCUUCCUGCUCGCCAUCCUUGGGACUCCAGGUCUUGCCAGUGGAAAUAGCCUGAUGAAACCAGAACUGAGCAUUCAGGGAGAUCAAGUGAUGAUCCAGGCUGGUGGAACAUUUGACAUUACCUGCAGAGGAUUGGCUGCCAUGAUCUGGACCUGGGGCAGUGAGCCUGCAGGGAGUCGGGCCCGCAUCUUGGAGCACCCUUGUGCUGAUAACCCCAGUGUCACUUGCAAUCAGCUCACCAUUUUCCACACAGAAGCUGGUGACACUGGCUACUUUACAUGUAGCUAUAAGGACGUUGAUGACACUGAGGAUCCUAAUGGCAAGACCAAUGUGUACGUGUAUGUCAAAGAUGACAGCCAGGUCUUUGUGCAGACCUACUAUGAUACACCAUCGGUGAUUAUGGUGUUUACUGGGACCCACGAGGUGGUUGUACCAUGCCGUGUCACUUCUCCUGAUAUUGAUGUCAAACUUCAGUUGUUACACCCUGUCACAUUCACUUAUGCAGGCUUGAAGUGGGAUCCCAGGAAAGGCUUCACUGUGAGCCACCCCUCUUACCACUUCUAUAGUACCAUUCUCCAGUGUACUGCUGAAGUCAAUGGGAAGAUCUACAAGUCGCUCUAUCUCCCACAGCGUUUUGAAACCAAGAAAGAAAAUAUUUCUAUCAGGUACAACCACCAGAGACUUCUCAUGGGAGACACACUUUUCCUGCAGUGUGUUGCAGAGACCACAUUCAAUGGACGAGUCAAACUGGACUGGGUAUUCAACCGGCAAGAUUCUAAGAUAACACCUAAGUGUUGCGAAGUUAAAAGGAACUUGUAUAGAGGGUCCUCAGUAUACAAAAGCUAUAGCAACUUGACCAUCUGGAAUGUAACCAUGGAAGACAAGGGUUUGUACAUUUGCAGGGAAAAAACCAACACUACCCUGCAAGCCAAUGUGACCAUCACAGUGUACAAGAAACCAUUCCUCAAUGUGAGCUACAAGAGAAGCCGCAUUUAUGAGGUGACAGCUGGACAAAGUGUGCUCAAAAUGGGAAUAAGGGUGGAUGCUUUCCCUCGCCCCAGUGUAACCUGGUUUAAAGAUGGAAAACCACUCCCUGUAAAUCAUACCUUCCAGCCUGACCCUCUUAAGUACAAGCUCACGAUCUUGGAAGUGAAUGCAAAGCAUGCUGGGAACUAUACUUUUGCCCUGAGCAAUACCAAACAUGAUCUCUACAAAAACCUUACAAUACAACUAAUUGUCAAUGAAAAACCUAAAAUCUAUGAGAAGGAGACAGAUUUGAAGAGCAUCCAACCAAUAUUCCUUGGCAGUGAGAACAUCCUUCGUUGUACCGCAAGUGGUGUCCCUGCUCCCUUCUUCUUGUGGGCCUGGGAACCCUGCAGUCAGAUGGAUGAGAUGUGUAUGAAACGUGGAAAACGUAUGCUGCUUUCCAACGAGACUGUGAGAAGUGACCUCCAUGUUGGCAACAAGAUCCAUUCCAUUGAGGAAACUGUACUGACACGUGGAGAAAAGACCAAGAUUCUGAGCACACUGACUAUAUUGACCAGCCAUGUUUCUGGUAUAUACUACUGCAUAGCUGUAAACAAGGUUGGCAUUGAUGAAAGAAGUAUUCAGUUCUAUGUCUCAGAUGUGGCUGAUUUCGUGGAGGCAGAACCUCUGGUCACAAUGAUUGAAGGCUACGAUGCUCGGCUCAAAUGCAAAGCAACUAAAUAUAUCUAUAAUCAACUUGCUUGGUUCAACCCCUUUGGGGAGAAGAUUCCUGUUAUAGAUACUGAAAGCUUCAAAAAUAACUACUCCAUCUCACUGACACUGGUGAUUAGGAAUGUGACCAAGCAGGAUAAGGGGCAGUACAAGUGCAAGGCUUGGGCCCAGAGGAACAUCACCAAAAUUGUGCAGCGCAAUACUCAACUAUUAAUUAGAGAAAGGAUUGCUCCAUUCAUUAUUGAGAAUCUCACCAAUAUUGAAGUCAACAGCAGUGGCAAGAUUGUCCUACACUGCAAAGUGGGUGGAGUACCACACCCUCAGAUUCACUGGUUGAAAACUGGAGUUCCUCUUCUCCCUGCUUCAGGAAUCUUCUUUGAGAACAACACCCUUGUUAUUGAGAGAGCCAAGAAAGAUGAUGAGGGACUCUAUCUCUGCAAAGCUACCAAUGAGUUGGGAGAAAUCAGCACUUCAGCUCUUAUCACCGUGGAGGGCUCUGAAGAGAAAUCCAAUAUUGAAGUCAUCAUUAUUGUUUGCACUGGCCUUGCAGCUACGCUUUUCUGGCUUCUUCUAACCCUAGUAAUUCGAAAACUCCGAAAGCCCAGUGUGUCAGAAAUCAAAACUGGCUACCUAUCUAUCAUCAUGGAUCCUGAAGAGAUGCCCCUUGAUCAACAGUGUGACAGGCUGCCCUAUGAUGACAGUAAAUGGGAAUUCCCCAGGGAUCGAUUACGGCUGGGCAAAAUCCUGGGUCAUGGUGCCUUUGGCAAAGUGGUAGAGGCUUCUGCGUUUGGCAUUGACAGAGCUUCAACCUGUAAAACAGUGGCAGUGAAAAUGCUAAAAGAUUGUGCAACUUCCAAUGAAUGUAAGGCUUUGAUGUCAGAGCUGAAGAUUCUCAUUCACAUUGGUCACCACCUCAAUGUGGUCAACUUGCUGGGUGCCUGCACUAAGCCUGGAGGUCCUUUGAUGGUCAUUGUAGAAUUCUGCAGAUAUGGAAACCUGGCCAAUUUUCUGAGAGGAAAGAGAGGAGACUUUGUUGCUUCCAAGACUCAGCUCAACAUAGAAAAGAAGAUGAAGGCCAUUCAUGAUUCUGACAGUGAACUCUCCCAGCUGUCUAAGCACCGUCUGCAGAGUGUGGCUAGCACGGAAAGUUCCACCAGCUCUGGCUUCAUUGAAGACAAGAGCUACAGUGAUUCUGAUGAGGAGGAAGAAAGCAACCGCCGCCUUCUAGGAAGAGUAGACUUGGAUGAUCUCUACAAGCACCCCCUCACCUUGGAGGACCUGAUCUGCUAUAGCUUCCAAGUAGCAAAGGGCAUGGAGUUCCUUGCGUCCAGAAAAUGCAUUCAUCGAGACUUGGCUGCUCGGAACAUCCUUCUAGCUGAUAACAAUGUUGUGAAGAUCUGUGAUUUCGGUUUGGCUAGAGACAUCUACAAAGACCCUGACUAUGUCUGGAAAGGAGAUGCAAGACUCCCACUUAAGUGGAUGGCACCAGAAGCCAUUUUUGACAAAGUUUAUACCACCCAGAGUGAUGUGUGGUCCUUUGGAGUCUUGCUUUGGGAAAUAUUCUCUCUGGGUGCCUCGCCAUACCCAGGAGUACAAAUAGAUGAAGACUUCUGCCGUCGGCUUAAAGAGGGAACACGAAUGAGAUCUCCUGAAUAUUCCACCCCUGAAAUCUACCAGACCAUGCUUGACUGCUGGCACAGUGUGUGCACCCUAAGACCCAACUUCUCAGACCUGGUUGGGCGUCUUGGAGAUCUCCUACAGGCAAAUGUUCAGCAGGAUGGCAAAGACUACAUCCCUCUCAGUGGCACUGAUGGAAUGCCCACCUUUAUGGCUCUGGAUCCAGUGCAGGAGACCAUGAGCAGUGAUACCACCUUGGAAGACAGCACUGAAUCCCGGAAGGAUCCGCUGAUUAGAUUGCUUGAUGAAAUGGAAGUGACAAAGGAGCAAGAUGAACCUGGUAUUGUGAACAUUGAAGGAGACUAUGCAACUGUUAUGAAUUGGGAUAAGAUCAAAAGGCAAAAAUGCCUGGAAAUCCAUUCCUGGCCACAUGGGAUCAUGGCCGUAGGCCCAAGAGAUGUCAACAAGAGCAAGGAGUCCUUUCUAAUGGAGACAGAUCUGGAGCUUGUGAAAUAUCAUUCAGCCCCUGAGCUUGAAGAGGAAGAUCAAAUGGAAGAGACUUGCCUCCUGCCUCUGGAUCCCACCCUCGAAUGUCACAGCCCACCUCCUGAUUAUAACUUUGUGGUUCACUACAGCACUAUACCCAUGUAACCUACUAGUAGCACUCUUCCUCCAUCAUCCAUUUUCAGACCACUGUCUUUCCUUAAAAAAUCAGCAGUGCUUUUCACAUUCAUGUCAUGGUAACAAUAUUACUAUGAUAUUGGAGAAUGAAAGAAGAGAAAAAAGAAAUUUUAGCAAAGAAUCUCAAUUCGUUACACUGUUUUGGGACACAGAUUGCCAAAUCCAUGCUCUUGGGUCUGAAUGGAGAGACAACAGGAUGUUUCUAUCCCAUUUCUCUUGACAUUUAACACUUACCAACUCACUCAGAUGUGUCUAGCACAGCAACAUCCUUAGUCAUUCUAUAUAUGCCCUUUACCAACUUGGCCCAUUAUUAUUUCAUUCAUGGCUACUACAAUGAUAAACCUCUGGUAGCCCCUCAAAGACCUGUAGAACCUCUAAUCAGAAACUGGGACCUCCAUGAUAUUCAGACCCCAGCAAUCAACCUGUGAACAUUACUUGGUGAACUUUUAUCUGAAUGUCCUUUAUUUUUUGUUCUAAUUUUAAUUAGUUUAUAACAGAUUCAAUGUGAUUUGUAGAUACAAUUCUAAGAAAAUGGUAUUUCCUUCUUCUCUCCCUCUCUCCUUCAUCUCUCCCCUCCUCCUUUCUUCCUUUAUGUCUUUUUUUGUAGUUUUUGACAUAACAUAUGUUAAAUUUACAUUAUAGUAAAAAUUCUUAACACUUCACCAAAUAAAUUUAACAAAGAAAAGGCAAAAAGACCCUAGUUCAGUGGGAAUAUAGAUAAUGGCUAUAAACAAUAACUGAGUACAUUUUAAAGUAAUAAUGGAUCAUAAGAACUACAGUACUGUAACAUUCUUAGCCAUUGAUUUGAUGAAGAUAUAAAACAUUUUUUUACAAAGUUAAAUUUACACUGAUACACACAGAUUUUUAAUUUUCUUUUUCUUUAAAUUUUAGCUCCAAUAUUGAUAUCAUUUCUUAAAAAAAUAAAGCAACCAUUAUUCAGAC
Messenger RNA from Lepus europaeus (European hare), 5286 nucleotides. RefSeq names its product vascular endothelial growth factor receptor kdr-like. The transcript has 32 exons. The coding region runs from base 1 to 4314 and encodes 1437 amino acids. Gene Ontology annotation, molecular function: ATP binding; vascular endothelial growth factor receptor activity. NCBI's taxonomy places the organism in Eukaryota, Metazoa, Chordata, Mammalia, Lagomorpha, Leporidae. Gene Ontology annotation, cellular component: plasma membrane; signaling receptor complex. Gene Ontology annotation, biological process: positive regulation of kinase activity; protein phosphorylation; multicellular organism development. The record is from RefSeq and is a predicted model, not a curated record.